Molecule: messenger RNA, 768 nt
Organism: Dioszegia hungarica
Lineage: Eukaryota; Fungi; Basidiomycota; Tremellomycetes; Tremellales; Bulleribasidiaceae
Product: putative class E Vps protein of the ESCRT-III complex
Exons: 5
Coding region: 1-768 (255 amino acids)
Biological process (GO): protein transport; late endosome to vacuole transport; endosome transport via multivesicular body sorting pathway
Cellular component (GO): ESCRT III complex; multivesicular body
Source: RefSeq, a predicted model, not a curated record
AUGAACAUCCUCGACACGUUAUUUGGCCGGACGGUGACCCCGGCGGAGCGGAUGAGGCAACAUCAACGCUCGCUGCAGAAGGCACAAAGGGAGCUUGAGAGGGAGAAGAGCAAGUUGGAACAGCAGGAGAAGAGGACAAUGGCGGACAUCAAGAAGAAUGCUAAAGCGGGGAAUAUGAACGCCUGCAAAAUUCUCGCAAAAGAUCUCGUCCGGACACGGCGGUACAUGCAGAAGUUUACGCAGAUGCGGGUCCAGCUGCAAGCUGUGUCACUCCGGAUGCAGACGCUGAGGAGUAAUGAGCAGAUGGCGAGUGCGAUGAAGGGCGCUACUCGAGCAAUGGGCCAGAUGAAUCGAUCCCUCAAUCUCCCUCAGAUCCAAAAGAUCAUGAAUGACUUUGAAAAGGAGUCGUCAACGAUGGAUAUGAAGGAAGAGAUGAUGUCGGAUGCGGUCGAUGACGCGAUGGAGGGAGAGGAUGAGGGUGAGGGCGAGGAGGCGGAGGGCGACAAGAUUCUGAAGGAGGUGCUGGAUGAGAUUGGAAUGAGCAUGAACGACUCGCUCGCAUCCGCACCGACCGUCAAUCCAUUAGCGAACGAGCCUGUCGCGAACAGCCGAGUCGCCGUCGCUGAGGGAUUGACGAGCUCGCCUGUUGCACCCACUGGAGGAGGUGCCGCUACUGGAGCGGCUGCUGGUGGAGGGGGUGGUGGCGGACCGAUGAACAGAGACGAGGAGGCUUUGCAGAAGCGGCUGGACGCGCUAAGAAGGGACUAG